ACAACAACAACAACAACAACAACCAUACCAACGUCCUCCUCCUCAACCAGGAAUGCCAAUGUCACCACCGCUUGCUAACGUCGGUUCACCUGGAUUCCAAGGCUCACCUGUUCCUCGACCGCGUACCAUGUCUCCUCCUGUAGUAGUAGGCACACAGCAGCAGCAGCAGCAGCACUCAGUACCAGGAAGCCCACCACCUGCUACUACACAAAGCCCGACCGUAUCGGCCGGGUCGUCUGCGCCUCAGUCACCCAUCACUGAACAUCAUCGCUCGACGCGAAAGCGAAUGUAUCCCGAGCAAAUCACAAAGGCUUACAUGGAUCAAUCUGCUACUGCAUCAUCGCCUAUGGAUAAUCACUUUUCUCCUGGAUACCAACAACAAUCCUAUCCUCCACAACAACAACAACAACAACAACAACAGCCAAUGCAGAUGCAGAAUUCACCAGUGCCAACAAUGGCUGCUCAAGCAUACCCAGGAACGCAGCAACAACCGAUAGGUGGACAGUUGAACACAUUGGCUGGUCAGUUUGGUGGUAUGAACCUUGCAGGUCCUCCAGCUCAGGCAAAGUCGAUCCCAUUACUCGGAGCUGCGCCCGUUAUCACCGAUUUGAAUGCUCCUGCACCAACCAUCAAUUUACCUCAAAAUUCAUCCAUCACCAACUCACCCUAUGCCAACGCGGAAGAGUCAUUUAAAUGCUGUACUGUCAAUGCUAUUCCUUCCACCGAAUCAGUCUUGAAAAAGUCGAAAUUACCACUUGCUUUGGUUCUUGCACCGUAUAGAACUUCUGAAGGUGAUCAUGAUCAAGUGCCAGUCAUUUCAGAUUCAGUGAUCGCUAGAUGUCGACGAUGCCGUACAUACAUUAAUCCCUAUGUGACUUUUGUGGAAGGCGGUCAACGAUGGAAGUGUAACAUGUGCUUUUUGCUGAAUGAUGUACCUGCCGCUUUUGACUUUGAUAAUGAAACACGACAAACUGCGGAUCGAUGGAAGCGUGCUGAACUGAACUAUGCCUGUGUUGAAUAUGUUGCACCUACCGAAUACAUGGUUCGUCCUCCUCAAGCACCUUCUUACAUCUUUGUCAUUGAUGUAUCCUAUUCGGCUGUACAAUCGGGCAUGGUGGCAACAGCAGCUCGCACAAUCUUGGACUCCUUGGAUCGUAUUCCAAACGACCAAAGGCGCACACAAGUCGGUUUCAUCACUGUUGACAGCUCGCUCCACUUUUACAAUUUGAACCAUACGUUAUCCGAGCCACAGAUGCUGGUUGUGUCGGAAUUGGAGGAUGUGUUCUUGCCCACGCCAUCCCAUUUGUUGGUCAACUUGUCGGAUAGCAGAGAACUUGUUCAGGCAUUCUUGGAAAAGCUGCCCGAUAUGUUCAAGGAGACGGCAAAUGUCAAUAAUGCUCUUGGUACGGCUUUACAGGCAGCGUUUAAGAUUGUGUCUCCUUAUGGUGGUAAGAUUGUUUGCUUGCAAUCGACUUUACCCAACAUGGGCACUGGUGCACUGAAGCCUCGUGAGGAUCCUAAAGUGUUGGGAACACCAAAGGAGACACCAUUGCUCAAUGCUGGUUCGCCGUUCUUCAAGUCGUUUGCUGUGGACUGCUCACGAUCUCAAGUAUCAUGCGACAUGCUUAUUUUUGGUGGACAGUAUGCGGAUGUUGCGACAUUAGGAUGCUUACCACGAUUCACGGGUGGCCAAACCUACUAUUAUCCUGGUUUCCACGCAAGUCGUACUGAAGAUGCCACCAAAUUUGCGCACGAGUUCUCCGAGUUGCUAGCAGAGCAAAUCGGUUUGGAAGCUGUAUUGCGCGUUCGGGCAUCGCGUAACUUGCGUAUGAGUGCUUUCCAUGGAAACUUCUUUAUCCGAUCGACAGAUCUGUUGGCCUUGCCCAAUGUACCCCGUAACCAGAACUAUGUGAUCGAGGUCGCUAUUGAAGACGAACUUCGCGGCCCUACAGCAUGCUUCCAAACUGCUUUGCUUCACACUACGUGUUCUGGCGAGCGUCGUAUCCGUGUCAUCACCUUGUGCUUGCCUGUGACAACCUCUGUACCGGAAAUGAUCGCAAGCAUCAACCAAAGAGCCAUGGUUUCGUAUCUUGCUAACAAAGCAAUCGAACGUGGUCUUACAUCCAAGCUGGAGGAUGCCCGUGAUGCAGUUGUCAACAAGACGGUUGAUAUUUUGGGUGUCUACAAGUCGCAAGUCCUUGGUAUUGGCAAGGGAUCCACUUCACCGCAGCUUACUGUACCUGACAAUCUGAAACUUCUUCCAAUCCUGGCUCUUGCUCUGAUUAAGCAUGAUGCAUUGCGCAAUACCUCACGUCUGCCAAGCGAUGCCAGAUCAAAUGCAAUCAAUCUUGUUCGGACAAUGCCCCUCCAAUUAUUGAUUCCAUUCUUAUAUCCUAACUUGUACGCUUUGCACACGAUGCCACCAGAGGCCGGUGAAAUAUCUGAAAAGGGUGUUGUAUUCCCGCCCCCAUUGAACCUGACGACUGAACGACUCGAACCACAUGGCUGUUAUCUGUUGGAAAAUGGCCAAGAUAUCUUUAUCUGGGUCGGUCGUGGUGUAGUUCCACAAUUGUGCGUUGAUUUCUUUGGCGUCAAGUCAUACGAGCAAUUACACAGCGGCAAGAUGACACUUCCUGUAGUAGACACGGCAAUCAACAGAAAGGCAAACUUGUUGAUUGGCAAGAUACGAGAAAUGCGCCGUGGUAACUACUAUCCAACAGUAUAUAUCGUCAAGGAAGAUAGCGAUCCUGCAUUGAGAUUAUGGUUCCUGGCCCAUUUGGUCGAAGACCGACUUGACGGCUCGAUGGGAUACCAGUCGUUCUUGCAGCACCUUAAAGACAGGGUCAACGCUGGCUCAUUCUAAAGUAAAACCGAGAAAAAAACAACCACAUAUAACUUUUUCUUUCUUCUUUGUCCCCCCCCAACCCUUAUAUUCCUAUUACUUACUUUUUACACGCCACCCUUUCUAAACACAACAACAUACAGCAGCAACAAAAAGAUAAUUGCUCCUUAUAUGCUAAGCAACAAAACAAAUGUAUGCAACAUCUAACGUACAACUAGUCUCUUUUUUUAUUAUAUAACAACACAAUAACACAAUGAAAAAGUAAAACCAACAGAGAUAGAAAUCAUUUUAUUGAAUAA
Zychaea mexicana is the source of this 3141-nucleotide messenger RNA. RefSeq lists its product as uncharacterized. Gene Ontology annotation, cellular component: COPII vesicle coat; endoplasmic reticulum exit site. The transcript has 14 exons. Gene Ontology annotation, biological process: COPII-coated vesicle cargo loading; endoplasmic reticulum to Golgi vesicle-mediated transport; intracellular protein transport. The record is from RefSeq and is a predicted model, not a curated record. Gene Ontology annotation, molecular function: zinc ion binding; SNARE binding. NCBI's taxonomy places the organism in Eukaryota, Fungi, Mucoromycota, Mucoromycetes, Mucorales, Lichtheimiaceae. Bases 53 to 2863 code for a protein of 936 amino acids.